AACAAACACGAAACGCAGGUCCGAAUCCAAAUCUAGCGGCACGCUUAACGUCGCGAUCCCGCGGACUCCACCCACGCCCGCGGCGGCAGCGCGGAUCCCGCCUAGGGCUCGCGUGUCGGUCGCUCCGGCGCUAACUAGUAACUACCCCCUCGCGGCGACGGGAGGUCGGUAGCGGCGAUCGCGCUAGCGGAGCCGCUUCUUCGCCCUCGACGCCGCCGGCCUCGAUCAGGCCCCGCCGACGGAAUGGCAUCCAAAGUCCGCUUUACAGUGGGUUCUCAAGUUUGGGUUGAGGAUGCUGAGGUGGCUUGGAUUGAUGGGUUGGUGGAGGAGGUACAAGGAGAUGAAUUAAUUAUAAACUGCACUUCUGGGAAGAAGGUUACUGCAAAUGUCUCAAGUGUGUAUCCUAAGGAUGCAGAAGCGAAGCGCUGUGGCGUUGAGGAUAUGACGAGGCUAGCUUAUCUUAAUGAACCAGGAGUUUUACAGAACUUAAAGUCUAGAUAUGGAAUGAAUGAAAUAUAUACUUAUACUGGCAACAUUUUAAUAGCUGUUAAUCCAUUUCAAAGACUUCCCCACCUUUAUAACAAUCACAUGAUGGGAAUCUAUAAAGGCGCAGAAUUUGGCGAGCUGAGCCCCCAUCCUUUCGCUAUUGCAGAUCAUGCAUAUAGGCUUAUGAUGAAUUGUGGAAAAAGUCAAGCCAUAUUAGUGAGUGGCGAAAGUGGAGCUGGUAAGACAGAAAGCACUAAAAGCCUUAUGCAGUAUCUUGCAUUUAUGGGUGGUAAAGCUCAAUCUGGGGGAAGGUCAGUGCAACAACAAGUACUGGAGUCAAAUCCUGUUCUUGAGGCAUUUGGAAAUGCAAAAACAGUCAGGAAUAAUAAUUCAAGUCGUUUUGGAAAAUUUGUUGAGAUUCAGUUUGACAAGAAUGGGAAGAUCUCAGGAGCUGCCAUAAGGACUUACCUCUUAGAAAGGUCUCGUGUCUGCCAAAUAUCUGAUCCAGAAAGGAACUAUCACUGCUUUUACAUGCUAUGUAAUGCACCAGCUGAGGACCGUGAGAGAUAUAAACUGGGAGAUGCCGCAUCAUUUCACUAUCUUAACCAGUCUAGUUGUAUUAAGCUUGAUGCGAUGGAUGAUGCUUCAGAAUAUAUCAUAACUAGGAGGGCAAUGGACAUUGUGGGCAUCAGUUCUGAUGAACAGGAUGCAAUAUUUAGAGUUGUUGCUGCUAUUCUUCAUUUGGGCAAUGUGGAAUUUUCAGAAGGGAGUGAAGCAGAUUCUUCUGUACCCAAAGAUGACAAGUCCCAGUUCCAUCUUAGGACAGCUGCGGAGCUUUUCAUGUGUGAUGAGAAGGCUCUUGAGGAAUCUUUGUGUAAGCGUGUUAUGGUAACACGUGGUGAAAGUAUUGUUAAAAAUUUAGAUGCACGAGCAGCAGCUCUCAGUAGAGAUGCACUAGCCAGAAUUGUUUACUCUCGUUUGUUUGAUUGGCUUGUAACUAAGAUAAAUACUUCAAUAGGACAAGAUCUAAGCUCGAAGCUUUUGAUUGGUGUACUGGAUAUAUAUGGUUUUGAGAGUUUCAAGACAAACAGUUUCGAGCAGUUUUGCAUCAACUUAACUAACGAGAAGCUGCAGCAACACUUUAAUCAGCAUGUGUUUAAGAUGGAACAAGAAGAAUAUACAAAGGAAGAAAUUGAUUGGAGUUAUAUCCAGUUUGUAGACAACCAAGAGAUUCUUGAUCUUAUUGAGAAGAAACCUGGGGGUAUAAUUGCUCUACUGGAUGAAACUUGCAUGCUGCGAAAUUCAACCCAUGAAAUAUUUGCUGAAAAGCUGUAUCAAAAAUUUAAGGGGAACUUGCACUUCAGUAGGCCAAAGUUCUCACGGUCUGAUUUCACUAUUCAUCACUACGCUGGAAAUGUUACGUACCAAACAGAUCUGUUCUUGGAUAAGAACAUUGAUUAUGCUGUGAAUGAGCAUCAAGUUUUGUUACAUGCUUCGAGAUGUUCGUUCGUUUCCAGUCUUUUUCCACAUGAAGUAUCAGCUAAAUCUACGAAAUUUACAUCAAUAGGUUCAAGCUUUAAGCAACAAUUACAAGCUUUGCUGGAAACUUUGAGCGCAACAGAGCCACAUUACAUCCGCUGCAUAAAGCCCAAUAAUGUUCUCAAGCCAGCGAUUUUCGAGAACAGUAAUGUUCUCCAGCAGCUUCGAUGUGGGGGAGUAUUAGAGGCAAUAAGAAUAAGCUGCCUUGGAUAUCCAACAAGGAGGAGAUUUGAUGAAUUUGUUGACCGUUUUGGUGUUUUACUACCUGAAGUUCUUGGUGAAAGUUAUGAUGAAGUUACUGCUACAAACAUGCUUCUUGACAAAGUCAAUCUCACAGGAUAUCAGAUAGGGAAAACUAAAGUGUUUCUGCGUGCUGGUCAAAUGGCUGAAUUAGAUGCUAUGAGAACUGAGGUCUUGGGAUGUUCUGCUAGUAAAAUCCAGAGAAAAGUACGGUCAUACUUAGCUCGAAAAAAAUUCAUUCAGUUGCGAAUAUCUGCUACUCAUCUCCAGGCUAUUUGCAGAGGGCAAAUUGCAAGGCAUUAUUACGAUGAUCUCCGCAGGGAGGCUGCUUCAUUGACCAUACAAACCUGCUACCGUAUGUACUUUGCAAGGAAGAACUACAUAAAUCUCUGUACUGCAUCAACUACUAUCCAAUCUGGUCUACGUGGUAUGGCUGCUCGCAAGAAACUCCAGUUCCGUCAACAUACAAAAGCUGCGGUGACCAUUCAGAGUUUCUGGCGUAGUUAUGUAGCACGCUCUCGAUUCAUGAGUUUGAAGAAGGCAGCCAUUGCUACUCAAUGUGCUUGGAGAGGAAGAGUGGCCAGAAAAGAGCUUCGAAAACUUAAAAUGGCUGCUAAAGAAACUGGUGCUCUCCAAGCUGCUAAGAAUAAAUUAGAGAAACAAGUUGAGGAGCUCACGUGGCGGCUGCAACUAGAGAAACGCAUGAGGACUGACAUGGAGGAAGCCAAGACACAAGAAAAUCGGAAGUUGCAACAACAACUGCAGGAACUGCAAUUACAGUCCAAGGAGACCAAAGAUCUGUUGAAAAGGGAACGGGAAAUUGCAAAAGAAGCGCUGGAGAAAGCUUCAUUAGUACCUGAGGUCCAAGUUGAUACAACUCUUAUUGAUAAACUCACUGCUGAGAAUGAGAAUCUUAAGGCUUUAAUGGGUUCUCUUGAGACCAAAAUUGAUGAAACAGAACAGAAGUUUGAAGAAAUGAAGAGAGCAAGGGAAGAGUGGCUGAAGAAAGCUACAGAUGCAGAGUCAAAGAUAAAUGAACUGACCAACACAGUGCUAAGUUUUCAAGAAAAGGUAACUAAUAUGGAAGCAGAAAAUCAACUACUUCGGCAGCAGGCACUGUUGCGUACUCCUGUUAGAACAAUACCUGAAAACACAUCUCCAAAAUCUAAUUUGACUAAUGGCAGUCCGCGCAUUGAUGAACAAAAGACACCUCAUGGAACUCCUGCUCCCAAAGAUUAUGGGAGCUUUGGACAGCCUAGAGCAUCCUUUUUUGAGAGGCAGCAUGAGAGUGUUGAUGCACUUAUAAACUGUGUUAGUGAAAAUAUUGGCUUUAGUGAAGGAAAGCCGGUUGCUGCAAUAACCAUAUAUAAGUGUCUUGUUCAUUGGAAGAUCUUUGAAACAGAGAAAACAAGUGUUUUUGAUCGGCUUAUUCAAAUUUUUGGUUCUGCGAUGCAGAAACACGAUAGCAAUGAGGAUCUUGCAUACUGGCUGUCAAAUUCAUCAACUUUAUUGAUCAUGCUUCAAAAGAGCCUAAAAGCUGCUGGCUCAACAGGAAUCAGUCCACAGAAAAGGCCACAGACUCAAUCAUCAUUUCUUGGGAGGAUGGUAUUCCGCUCUUCAAACAUCACGGUUGAUAUGGACCUUGUGCGCCAAAUCGAGGCGAAGUAUCCUGCUUUUCUUUUUAAGCAGCAACUUACAGCAUUUGUGGAAGGCUUAUAUGGUAUGAUACGAGACAAUGUGAAGAAAGAUCUGUCUUCAUUGUUGGCAUAUGCUAUUCAGGUCCCAAGAACUGUGAAAGCUAGUAUGGUGAGAGGCCGUUCUUUUGGGUCAUCAAGUUUGCCAAGGGGACGUUCAUUUUCGACUCAAGGUAGUUAUUGGCAAGCAAUAGUCGACAAUUUGAGUGAACUCCUGAAAAUUUUGCAAGACAACUGUGUCCCAUCUAUUUUUAUCCAGAAGAUAUUUACCCAGGUUUUCUCAUUUAUCAAUGCACAACUUUUCAAUAGCCUUCUUGUACGUCAUGAGUGCUGCUCUUUCAGUAAUGGAGAAUAUGUGAAACAAGGGUUGGCACAACUAGAGGUGUGGUGUGGAGAAGUGAAGCCAGAGUAUGCAGGAUCUGCGUUGGAUGAACUCAAGCAUAUCAGGCAAGCUGUCGGUUUCUUGGUCAUAUUCAAAAAGUUCAGGAUUUCAUAUGAUGAGAUUGUCAAUGAUCUCUGCCCAGUACUAAGUGUGCAGCAGCUUUACAAAAUAUGCACUCAGUACUGGGAUGAUAAAUAUAACACAGAGAGUGUGUCAGAAGAGGUCCUUGAGGAGAUGCGAACAUUGAUGACCAAGGAAUCAAGCGAUGAAACUCUGGGGAACACCUUUCUACUGGAUGAUGAAAUUAGCUUGCCCAUAUCACUUGAGGAGAUAGCAGAUUCUAUGGAUGCCAAAGAAUUUCAGAAUAUUGCCCCACCACAAGAGCUUACUGCAAUUCCUGCCUUUCAAUUCUUGAAGAGCUAAGCCCUGGAAGGCCUAGGCCUACGUUGCUGCACGGGCAUACGCAAAUACAUCUAGAUUCUUCCAUCAGAUGUUAUAGGGUUUCGAUUCUCCUUGUGCUGUGUAAUUAUGUUGUCCUUGUAGAUUGGUUUUGUUGUGUUAAGUUUCAGUUGGCUCGGUUGGCAUUAGAUAAGUUGUUAGUUGAGGUUGGGAUAGGUUUUUUUUUUGUUCUGCCUCCUGAUAUGCGUUUGUGCAGUACACUUAGACUAAAAUCUUCAUGUUUUUGUUAUAUAUGACGGUGGAAGCUAGGGAUCCGUUGGAAAUCAUUCUUUUAUCCAGAUUUGAUUGGGUUUGGUUAUGCAGAGAAAUGUCAAUAACUUGUAAUGGCUGGGGCAGCUAGAUCGUGAGUUGUUGCCUCCAUGGGGGCAGUUGUAGACUUGUAGUGGCGUGAGUUUGUGGCAGUCACUGCCCUGGGCUGUUUAUAUUUGCCCACUUUACAUUUUAUCUCUCUUAUGCAGCUCUAAUGCGUAUUCAAG
This is a messenger RNA of Zea mays, 5276 nucleotides long. RefSeq names its product myosin-6-like. Lineage: Eukaryota; Viridiplantae; Streptophyta; Magnoliopsida; Poales; Poaceae. Gene Ontology annotation, molecular function: microfilament motor activity; actin filament binding; ATP binding. Gene Ontology annotation, cellular component: membrane; myosin complex; actin cytoskeleton. The record is from RefSeq and is marked provisional. Gene Ontology annotation, biological process: actin filament organization.